AUGGGAAACAAAAUAAAUCCACUUGGUUUUAGACUUGGUUUUACGCAAAACCAUUGUUCCCUUUUGUUUGAAGAAAGGGAUUAUUCCGAAGAUCUUCGAGAAGAUGAGAGAAUAUAUAAUUGUAUUGAAAAUUAUGUACAACAUAUAAAAAGUUCCAUAAAUUCUAGUUAUGGAGGAAUUACAUGUAUAGAGAUUCUGAAACAAACCGAAUUGAUUUCGGUAAAUAUAUAUAUUGCAUUUGUCGACUUGUUUAUCGAAAAAAAGGGCCAAGAAAAAAAGAAAAAAAAAGAUGACAAACAAGAAAUUAAGCAAUUAAGAAAGGAAGUACAAAAUAUGCUUGUAGAAAGUAUGCUUGAUUCUGUAAACAGAAAACUUGUCAUUUCUAUAGAAAAAGCGGAGAAACCUUAUAGAGAACCCAAAAUUCUUGCGAAAUAUAUUGCUCUACAACUAAAGGAGAGAGUUGAAAUAAGAAAAAUAAUGAAAAAAGCUAUUGAACUGGCUGAAAAGGCAGAUGUAGAAGGUAUUAAAAUACAAAUUAAAGGGCAUCUUAACGGAAUUGAGAGAGCCCGAAAAGAAUCGGCUAUGCAAGGUAGAGUGCCCCUACAGACCCUUCAAGCUAAAAUUGAUUAUUGUUAUUAUGCGGUUCAAACCGUCUAUGGAGUAUUGGGGAUCAAAAUUUGGAUCUUUAUUUAA
Cryptomeria japonica (Japanese cedar) is the source of this 693-nucleotide messenger RNA. RefSeq names its product small ribosomal subunit protein uS3c-like. The coding region runs from base 1 to 693 and encodes 230 amino acids. Gene Ontology annotation, molecular function: structural constituent of ribosome; RNA binding. NCBI's taxonomy places the organism in Eukaryota, Viridiplantae, Streptophyta, Pinopsida, Cupressales, Cupressaceae. The transcript has a single exon. Gene Ontology annotation, cellular component: cytosolic small ribosomal subunit. The record is from RefSeq and is a predicted model, not a curated record. Gene Ontology annotation, biological process: translation.